AUGGCGCCGCCGGACGAGCUCAUCGAGGAGAUCCUCCUCCGCCUCCCUCCCGACGAGCCGUCGUGCCUCGUCCGCGCCUCGCUCGUCUGCAAGCCCUGGCGACGCAUCAUCUCUCACCGCAGGUUCCGCCGCCGCCUCCACGAGCUCCACGGGAGACCCCCCGUACUGGGCUUCCUCCGAAACAACCGCAAGGCCGUAAAAGACUUCGUCGCCACCACAGCCUCAGCCUUCUCCCUCGCCGUCCCAGGUGACUACCUGGCCCUCGACUACCGCCAUGGCCGCGCGCUUCUCCUCGACAUGGUUCCGGGUUGGGGUGAGCUCGUGCUGUGGGAUCCAAUCACUGGCGACCAGGAGCGCGUGCCGGUGCCAGAGGCGAUGUGGGACAACACGUUCCAGGGAGACAACCCAACCGCAGCCAUUGUCUGUGCGGCGGCCGGGUGCGACCACCGCGGCUGUCACGGUAGGAGGCCCUUUCACUUGGUGAUGGUCUACCAGAACGGCUACCAAGACGAGGAGUAUCUGGAGUGGAUCACAUGGGCGUGCUCCUACUCGUCGGAGACCGACUCCACACCACCAGCGUGCUCGUAG
Lolium perenne is the source of this 588-nucleotide messenger RNA. NCBI's taxonomy places the organism in Eukaryota, Viridiplantae, Streptophyta, Magnoliopsida, Poales, Poaceae. The record is from RefSeq and is a predicted model, not a curated record.